AUGAUAGAUAAAGGAUAUAAUAAAUUGUCUCUUGACAGACCAACGACCGUUUCAGUCAAACAAUAUGUUGCUAUUUAUCCUAAUGAUCUUGAAAAUUUUAAAUUUCAAGACACAUCUGAUAAUAAUUUGACCUGGCCUUAUUGGUCUAGAGAUUUAACGGAGAUUGUCAUCACACCAAUAUUUCCAUUUGGUCUUGAUCCUUUUUAUAUUGACCUUGAAAUUAUCGGCGCUCACGUUUUCGAAAAUUGCUACGCUGUGGAAGGCGUUUACAAUGGUUAUUUGAGAACAAAUCCUUAUCCAGGCUAUUACAAUAAUCCUAUAUGCUACGCUUUUUUUGAUCAAUUUUCUGUUGAAAGAUAUUACAAAAAGAUUGAAAUGCCUAACGACAACAUAGUUUAUAACUACAAUGUUUUUGUAAAUCUUAAUCCAAAUUCUGCUGUUUCAGAUGGUAAACACGACAUUUAUUCAAUUUCAAUUAAAAAUCCAAAACCAAGUAGUGUUGUAAACAUAGUUGUAUAUAAUUACCACUUAAUGAAGACAGGAGAUUUCACUGAAUCUUUCAAUAACGAGAUAUCAUAUGUUAUUCCUCCAAGAUCAGUAUUCGUUGCCUUCAAUCCCGAUGGAUUUACAUUUGAAUCGUCUGCCCAGCCAAUUAAACCGGGUGUUUUUUAUAGUGAUUCACUUACAGAACCUUUGGCGAUUACAGUCAAAAAACAAGGUAAAGCAAAAAAUAAUUUACAGUAUUUCAGAUGUACAUCCAUUUACUGA
Trichomonas vaginalis G3 is the source of this 768-nucleotide messenger RNA. RefSeq lists its product as uncharacterized. Bases 1 to 768 code for a protein of 255 amino acids. The record is from RefSeq and is a predicted model, not a curated record. NCBI's taxonomy places the organism in Eukaryota, Parabasalia, Trichomonadida, Trichomonadidae. The transcript has a single exon.